Cetraspora pellucida is the source of this 725-nucleotide messenger RNA. The record is from the annotation of a GenBank genome assembly. NCBI's taxonomy places the organism in Eukaryota, Fungi, Glomeromycota, Glomeromycetes, Diversisporales, Gigasporaceae.
AUUAUAAAGAAGAACAAGAACAAGAACUAGAAGUGUUGAAAUCGAUUUAUCCGGAUGAAUUGGAAGAAUUAGGUGAAGGGGAAUUUCGUAUAACGCUAAAUCCUGAAGAACAGGAUAGUUCAGCACCGCUUUUUGUGGCGUUGCGCAUAAAAUAUACACCCACAUAUCCGGAAGAAAUUCCUGAAAUGUCGAUAGAAGUUUUGGAGGGUUCGUUAGAAGAGAAUGAACAUGAAAAAUUUUACACAGACUUAAUGAAUAUGGCUCGGGAUUCAAUAGGAAUGGCAAUGGUAUUCACAUUAAUGUCAUUUCUCAAAGAUUCCUUAACUACUUUUACGACUGUAGACCAUAAUAGACCAGACACAAAACUGGACCAAAAUAGACCAGUCUGUCAUCUGCUUCGUGCGGAGCAUGCAAAAUUUCAAGGCACAAAAGUAACAGUCGCAUCAUUCUUAGAAUGGAAAGAAAAUUUUGAACGAGAAGUAGCAGAAAAAGAAAGGACUACGAAAAGUUUGGCUUUAUUAAAAAAAGAAGAAAUGAGAAAGAAUAAACUCACUGGUCGACAAUUAUUCGAACAAGACAAAGCGCUUGCUAAGUCUGAUGCCACAUUUAUGGAUGAAGACGAUGUUGCGGUUGAUAUUUCUUUAUUUGAAAGAGAGGUUGACGUGGAAAGUGAAGAGGAAGAAAAUGAUGUUCUUAGUUUAGUAAGGAGUAGUACUGAUGAAUAA